Messenger RNA from Schistocerca cancellata (South American locust), 408 nucleotides. RefSeq names its product enkurin domain-containing protein 1-like. The transcript has 3 exons. The coding region runs from base 1 to 408 and encodes 135 amino acids. The record is from RefSeq and is a predicted model, not a curated record. NCBI's taxonomy places the organism in Eukaryota, Metazoa, Arthropoda, Insecta, Orthoptera, Acrididae. Gene Ontology annotation, cellular component: cytoplasmic microtubule.
AUGACUGCAAAAGCAAUGGCUGCAAGAAAGAAAGUACUCGCUCCCUCGACUCCGGACCCUCUGAAGGCACCUCCUUCGUAUAAAAGAGGUGUUGUCCCUAGGUACCUGCGGUCUCAGAAGAAAGAACAACAGAAAGGAGGUGAAGAGUUAUUUGAUUCCCAACAAGGAUACAUUCCUCUCCCAAAUGACACUAGGAAAGAAGUGCUUACAUUGCUCAGGAAAAGUUUUGCCGAUUUGGCUCAUCAGCUAAACAUGCUGCCACUUCGACCGCCAAACCUAGAGAUUCGAGAAAGGAGAAUGGACAUUGAGAAGCAGCUGGAUAAACUAGAAGAAGCAAUUCAAGUAUUUUCUCAGCCUGAAGUAUCUGUGAAACUUGCACUUCACAAAAGGAGUGCGAAAAGUGUCUGA